Podospora pseudocomata is the source of this 1697-nucleotide messenger RNA. RefSeq lists its product as uncharacterized. The transcript is spliced from 3 exons. Lineage: Eukaryota; Fungi; Ascomycota; Sordariomycetes; Sordariales; Podosporaceae. Bases 231 to 1697 code for a protein of 488 amino acids. Gene Ontology annotation, cellular component: extracellular region. The record is from RefSeq and is a predicted model, not a curated record.
CCCAGGUAUAAGAAUGCCAAGAGGAGACCACGGUUGCCCACAUGAGUUUCUCCUUGGCUACAUCGAUCCAGCUGGGCUACAUCAAUCUCUGAGCUGUCACGUCAAGCUGGUUGCGGUACCACAAAGUCUUGUGACUGCUAUAAAUUUUUCCUGGCGUCCAGUGUAUACCUUAUACGUCCUUAUCAUCGCCACAUUUGUCGCACACACGGACGGGACGCACACCACGCGCGAUGCUGACACCAAUGAAGACACUUGUUGUCAUGGCAAUCUUUGCUGCCAUCGCGGCAGCGAAGGAGCUUCCGGUGAAUCUGGAGCUCAAGGCCGAGCUCUAUGAUAGUGGGAUCCGCCACGAGCAAAUCAUGGCUCUCAAAAAUCGUGUCUGGAGUGAGUUCGAAGCCCAAGGUGCCUACGACUCCCGCCAGUACAAAAAGUUUUCCGUCAAAAAGGCCAGCGACUUCUACGCCUGCACCAACGGCUUUGCGACCUACAUCCCCAACGACUCACGCUACAGGUUCAGGUGCAAGGAGCUCGACUUGUACGACUUCAAGACCCAUGCCGAGCUAGGGAGCACUCAAGGAAGGGGGGCCGGAUCAUGGGGUUGGACCUCCCCUGACGGAAGAGAAUUCGUCGCCAUUGCCCAGCUGGACGGGACCUCGUUUGCCGAGGUGACCAAGCAAGGCAAGCUGGUGUACCUUGGUCGUCUCCCACAAUACACCACUGCUGAACCGUCUUUGUGGAGAGAGAUCAAGGGGUACAAGAGUUACAUUGUUAUUGGUAGCGAGGCAGAGAAACAUGGAGUCCAGAUAUUCGACUUGGCCAAGUUGCUGACCGUUGACCCAGCGAGUCCCGUGGUCUUCUCCAACCAGAAGGACCUGGCAGGAUGGUGGGGAGAUGCCUUGCCUAUUGGGCGAUCGCAUAAUGUCUUGACCAACGAGGAGCUGAACUACGGUGUGGCUGUGGGAUUCCAGCCCAGGAACUCGACAUACAAGGCAGGGUUGUUGUUCUUCGACCUGACGGACCCUGCAAACCCAACCACACUUGGUGGGUCUGGUGCGGACGGCUAUGUGCACGAUGCCCAGUGCUUGGUGUAUCGUGGUCCGGAUGAGAAGCAUGUUGGCAAAGAUAUCUGCUAUGGGUAUAAUGAGGAUGCGUUGACGAUCUACGACGUAACCGACAAGAAGAACAUCACCAUCAUAUCCACCACCUCUUACGAAGGCGCCAGCUAUACCCACCAGGGAUGGGUCUUGGACACCCAGUGGCAACAAUAUAUCAUUGCUGACGAUGAAUACGACGAAGUCGACGCACGCGGUCCUGCACGUGACGGCUACCCCGUCUCGUACAUCUGGGACAUCAGCUCGCUCGAGAAACCGAAGCAGACGGGACACUACAAGCAUCUGAGAAAGGGAAUCGACCAUAACCAGUUUGUCAAAGAUGGCUUCUCGUACCAGAGCAAUUACGCCCUUGGCAUCAGCGUGCUGGAUUUAAGGUCUGUGCCAAGAGAUCCCACCGGCAAAGGAAUCAAGGAGGUGGCAUACUUUGACACAUACCCCGAGGACGAUCACCUUCCCGGUGGUGGAAAUGUCACAUUCACUGGCACCUGGAGUCACUACCCGUUCUUACCUAGCGGGUUCAUUGUCAUCAACACCAUGGACCGUGGUGCAUUUGUAGUGAAGAAGUCCAAGGGAGCGGCGUGGUAA